AUUUCACAACGUGUGUUUGUACAGUCUUUGUUAACAUCUUCAGUUCGCGUGCUUUGUACUGAAGGACAAGCCAUAGGGCACACGAUCAAGGAAAUGAAUGCAACUUUACUGCGCGAUGGCAGUCGGAGCUGGGACACUUGUUAGGCACUCGUGUGCGUGGGGACGGUUCCCGUUCGCUGCGUGAACCUGUGACCCAAAGCAGUGUCCCGGCUGGAAUGCGCAGGCGGUGCAGGCGCUGCUGCCACCCACGGCUCGUACGGGACAUUGCCCUGCGUGCAGUGGAAAGGUUGAGUCUGCUUUGCUGUCAGGUACCGGCUUCCGUGUGCAAGAUAACAUAUGAGGAGCUCAGUGUGGGACCCUUAAAGCAGAUUGUGACAUAGACUGGCAAUAUUUUUCACAACUGCGUGAAGCUAGAAAUCUGAGCGGAUGCCUGUGCCACCGCCGCCGCCACCGCCUCCUCCACCACCUCCACCACCUUCUGGAGGGCCCCCUCCACCACCACCUUCUGGAGGGCCCCCUCCACCACCACCACCACCACCGCUGGGAAGCUCAGAGAUACCAAAAUUGCGGAAGGAAGAGCAGAAAGCACGAGACGCACUCUUGGCUGAUAUCCAGCAGGGAACUCGCCUAAGGAAAGUGACCCAAAUCAACGACCGCAGUGCGCCGCAGAUUGAAAAACCCAAAGGAGCUAAUAGAGAUGGAAGUAACCCAGCUGUUAAUAAAGGUGGCUCUCAGCCACCUCUGGGAGGUUUAUUUGCUGGUGGCUUUCCUGUUCUCAGACCAGCAGGCCAGAGGGACAUGACAGGAGGGAGGCCUGGGCAGCUCUCCGGAGGCCGAGCAGCAUCACCCAGACCCUCCGCACCGGCGAGCAGCAGCGCUGCCAAGGCCAACAGCACCCCCUCACAGCCGGCCGAGGUUCCAAGGGCAGCUGUCCCACCGGAGCCUCCCGGCACCUCCCGAGCUGCAGCGGGAGCGGGUCCCGGGCGGCCCAGCCUGCCCGCCCCCCCUCCACCGCCCCCCGCUUCCAGCAAGCCUUCCCUCACCUUCCCUCCUCCUCCCCCUGUGCCCCCUCCGGCCGAUCGCCCUGCCAAGGCGGUCACCCCCGGCGCUGUUCCCCCGGCUCCGCUGCCUCCCCCUCAGGCUGACAAACCCACCAAGCCUCAAGCAGGCGCUUCGCACCCGCCCCCGCCGCCCCCACCUCCUCCUCCUCCUCCCCCGCUGCCCCCCGUGCCCCCCGGCGGGCCAGGCAGGGCCGCCGAGGCCUCUGCGGCCGCCGCUGCGCCGGCAGAAGGAAGGGACUGUCCCCUUCCCACGCCGCCACCGCCGCCUCCUCCGCCGCCACACGCCCACCCCCCGCCCGCGAACAGGCUCUCCUUUCCCCCCUCCCCGGCCUUCAGCGGUGCCGACGUGCCCCCUCCGCUGCCCCCCAAAUCUCCCCACUUGCUGUCACAGUUCCAUAAGCCAAGCAACAUCCAGUCGCUGCCGCUGCCACCCACCCCCGGCCCCCCUCAGCCCGCAGCCGGGGUGGAGACCAGGAAGAAGAGACCCGGCCGAGGCGCAGGAACUGGUGCUGGGAAGCUGGUCACACCUCCACAGCCACCUGCAAGAUCCCCAACAACUGAACUUACAAGCAAGUCUGGAGUCUCAGCCUGGGCUACAGCUCAUGACCCCUACACACCACUUAAAAAUGGAAAUAUGCACAUCAUUGAUGACUUUGAAUCGAAAUUUACUUUCCAUUCUGUGGAAGAUUUCCCUCCACCUGAUGAAUUCAAACCAUUUCAGAAAACAUAUCCCAGCAAGAUACCCAGAGAUCCCUCUAAAAAUCCUCCAUUAAGAACACACGUGAGAUGAGAAGAGUCUUCUGAUGUUCUCUGGACUAGUAAUAAAAAAGAAGAUCAAGAUAAUAUAUAAGACAGAAGGGGUCCCUCUUGCAGUGAUAGACUGUACUUGAUUCACAAGUACUGCAAUAUUAACAUUUCUAUAAACUGUAAAACAAUAUAAACUAUACCUUUUGAACUGGCCUACAUACUACAGGAAUGUUAGUACAGGCUUUUAAAUUACUGUAUAUAGGUGAAUAUUUUUUAAGCAAAGCAGCAUAAAAUUUAAAUUCUUUGUAGUGUUGAAACAAUUCUCAUUCUUAUUGUGCUGACAAUAUUACCUCAGAAUGUUUUGUGCUACGUGCCUGUAGUUCUUUUUUCUCCUUCCAUCAUAAUUUUUGAAAAUUCUCCAGUUAUUAUUUAGACAUUUUUUCAAUGAACUGUCAAACGAAUAUGCUAUCUUUAGUCUGUUUUCAUGUUUCUUCACUUCUUCCAUUCUGCCUGGCCUCAGGUUGCAGCAGGAUGUCACUUUUAUGAAGAGGUGGGCCCACAACCCUUUUCCCAUGAAGCAUGAAGAGGAGAUGCCAAGGAGCUGUGGCUGCUAAUGAGCCUACCUCCUUAAGAUUACAUAUCCUUAUAGGAUAGUGUCUGAAGAAGCCCAGCUGGGUAGGGUGGUCAUGGACUUGACAAAGAUGACAGGACCUGGACCUUUCCAAAGUAGAGGAAAAGAAGUUUCUCUAUUGUAAGCAAGAAAAAGAAAUGGUGUGUGUGAAUACAUGUGCCAUGAUGAGUGUAUGUAAGGACACAUGUCCUGUCUUUUCCUGCUGGCAAAGUGGGUAUUUACAUUUUCUGUGACAGAUUGCCUUUACCCAGCAAUUACAAAGCCUUUGGAUGAGGAGUCCAAAACCUACAUUUUAGAGCUACUACUAUUCGCUAGCAGUGAAGGUUCAUUGCCCAAAACACACCAUGUGGAACACUCAGCCCCAAAGUGGUUGUUGUCUCAAAUAGAGUUGGUUGGGAAAAGUAACAAUCUAGCAGCAGACAAGACUUGAACUACUGCUUUUAAUAUUCAGACCUUGGGUAAGGUCUUUGGGUCACAGAUGUUCAAAUCUGGUCCUAAGAUGUUUAUUUCUAGCAUUUAUUACCCUUAUUUUUGUGCAUUGGGAGGAGUGGUGCCAGGGAAGUGUGAGGGGAGUGAUUCUUCCCCAGUGCAAAGCAGACAUGGCCAUGCUGAAGAGAGUCCUACAAAAGGCCACAAAGGUGAUGACGGGGCUGGAGCAUCUCUCCUGUGAGGAAGGCUGAGAGAGCUGGGACUGAUCAGCCUAGAAAAGAGAGGCGAUCUCUCCAAUGUAUGUAAAUAUUUGAAGGGAGGUAUAAAGAUGGACCCAGACUCUUUUCAAUGAUGUCCAGUGACAGAACCAGAGGAAAUGGGCAGCUGCAACACAAGAGGCGCUGUCAGAACAUCAGACAGCACUUUUUGACUGUGCAGGUGACUGAGCCUUGGAACAGGUUGCCCACAGACCUUGUAGAAUCUCACUCCUUAAAGAUACUCAAAAGCCAUCUGGACUUUGUUUUCAGCAACUGGCAGUAGGUGACUCUGCUUGGCCAGGGGUGUUGGACCAGAUGACCUGUAACCAUCCCUUUUAAUCCCAACCACCCACUGAAUCCCCUUUUUACAGCUUUUCUGGGUUCCUAGACCUGGGUUACAGCAACCCAAGGCACUGUUGGGGGCAGAGUGGCUGGAAAUCUGCCUGACACUACAGGACUGGGGUGUGCUGGCUGAGAGUGGCUAAACAUGCUGAACAGGGGCCAGUGUGUGCUCAGGUGGUCAAGAAGGCCAACAACAUCUUGGCUUGAGGAGGUUCAGAGGGGACCUUAUCGCUCUCUUUAACCCAAAAGGACACAAUACCAAUGUGGGGGUCUGUCAGUCCUCUCAAGUAACAAGGCACUGGACAAGAGGAAAUGCCCUCAUGCUGUGCCAGGAGAGGUUUAUAUUUAAUUUAGGAAAAACAUCUUCACCAGAAAGGUGGUCAGGCAUUGGAACAGGCUUCUCAGGGAAGUGGUGAAGUCACCACUUAAUUGCUACAGGUAUUUAAGACUUGUAGAUAAGGCACUCAGGUGAUGCCUCAGGUUUUAGCUUCUACACAUUUCAGAUUCUGUACUGCUUUAGGGUGCAAUUCUGAGCUUCAUAUUAGGGGAUAGUAAGUUCUCAUCAUAGAGUAGGUAGACAAAGGACCUUUGGUCCUGGGGACCAAGGACAAAUGAUUCAAAUUUCAGGCCCAAGAGUGUAAACAACAGUGGAAUGAAGAGAGAAAAACAAGAAGGAUGGGACUUCAUAAUCUAAAGCUAUAAUUGGAUAAUUAACUCCCAUAUACUAAUGGACCAGAACUUAUAAAAGUGAGAGACCUCAUGACUGGUCAUCCACUUUGUGACCAUUUUGGGUUCAUCUUUGGUGUAGUUCUGGCUGGGCUCUUGUACUUCCCAAGGCACAUCCAUUGAGGCCUUCUAAUAAAUACCUACUUUAUUCUUUAACUCCAUCUAGUCUCUGUUCUAGGUCUUCUUCACAAGGCAUCACAGGGACUUGGUUUAGUCGUGGACUUGGCAGUGCUGGGUUAACAGUGGAUGAUCUCAAGAGUUGUUUUUCAGUGUAAAUGAUUCCAUGAUUCACCAGCCUGAAAAAGAAUACUGCUGUUCCAGGAUGAGUCUGGUGCUAACAGCCAGGCUAUUACAGUUACGGCAUUAAUUUAUAUAAUUGCCAUCAAGUCCCCUCAGUUAAAGAUGAAAUAAUGUUAUAGAUCACUGAUCAUCUUUCCCUGUGGUGUUGCCUUUGAACACAACUAUUUGGAAAAGACAGGUAACUGCAUCUUUACAUCCCUGCUUUUUUCUUUGUUGUUACAGCAGCUCAGUUAUACUGUAACUAUUCCCACACACAUGCACAUUCAUGGUGUGAGAUGGUGUAGGAGUAAGAAGCUCUUCACCCAUAGAACUCCAAGAAAGCAACAUUAGUUUGCUUUUAGUUUUUCUAGCCUGUUGUGAUAACUUGUUGUACAUCAUGUGAAAAGAAAAAAAAAAAGUGGUGAUGCUUUGACCAAUAGUGUCACUUACUGUAGCUAUCUGAUAAAUAUGCAUGAAUGUAGUAACAAGCAGGGUCAAAUCUACAUUGCUUCUCGAACAACUGGAAAAGUUCAAUACUGCUUUAAAACCUAUUUUGUUAUAGUAUUAUUAAAAGUGGCAUAUUGUUGGCUCUCAUUUAUUCUGAAAUUUGUGUACUGCUCUGUAGUAAAUACUUUCCUAAGGAUUUUAAAACUAAUUCUAGACUACCUGCCGGCAGAUAUAUAAAGGAGAAGAAAAUUUUACUCCAUUUUUUAUUAUGGUUUGGGUAUUUUAGAAAUAAACAGCAUCUUUCAGGGAUGAAAUGAGAAAUCCUGUGCCUGUUUGCUAACAUUUCUGAAAUGUUUUCAUAUAUUUGUCAUUCAAGAUCCAUUGAAGCAGCUGGAGAUACAGAGGAUCACGCUGGCUGUCACCCUGAGGCAGCUGAUCCCACAGGUCCCAGUGUGUUCUUCCACUGUGACACACCUCUGUUCAAGACCACUGGAAAUACUAAGACCAUGCAGUUGCUCUGGUUUCUACUAACUGCACCCAACCAUGUUGCUGUACCACAGCUGGUUUUGGUUUUUAAAUGCACUAUACAACUCAAGCAAAAUCAACAUACUAUUAGAAAAUUAAUACCUGGAUCACUGUGCUCAAAACAAUUUAUUCAUUCUGUCAUAUAAGCAGUUCCACAAAAGGACAUAAAUGCCCAUGAGAUAAUUGCAAGUUUUGCUUUCUUCUUUCUUAAGAAACAGGCAAAUAAGAGACAUGUUUUUAACAGGAACACUCACUUCUUUCAUCUUGCCUCCCUCCCAGCUCUCAAAGAUUAGAGAUCAUGCAAAAUAACUGUGAGAAGUGGUACAUCCUAAUUUUUGUCCUCUCACUGGGGCAAUCAUUUUAUUCUUGUUCCCUGGUUGUGCAGAAAUACCCAGCUACUCCUAUCAGGAGAUGUGAUUUCAUGGGAAAUCCAUUUACUUCAGUUAUGGGCAGCUGGAAAAAGCACAGGUCUCUUUCAGUGGGCUUCAUCCCCUGUAAUGUUCUCUGAAAUCAAGUGUGCUUCUUGCAGUCACAGCCCCUCCUCUGGUUACCAUACAGAGCAGCUAAAUUUUAGAGUCUACUUGAAUAUUUCCUUCUCCUAUUGUCUACACUUUAAAAUACUUAGACACAGGAGUUGGUCCUGGGAUUGACAGCAUGGGAGGAUUUCAUUGUGAAUGGGAGAUUACUAGGUAGGCCGCAAGAGAAAAUAUAUUCUUCCUUGUUUUCUGUAAGUGAAAAGGGCCCAUGUUUUCUUGUCCAAUUGCCCUUUGUCAUAUAAGACAAUAGCAAAGUAAUGAGUCUGAAUGGAACAAUUUCAUUUAAAAAAUCCUGAGAAUGCAGUGUGCCAAUAUGGCAAUGACUAUUUCCCUGAUGCACAACUCUUACAGUUUCAACUUGAGGUGUUUCUGCUUUCUAAGGAGCUUUUACUUCCUCAAUACCUGUGGUUCUUUAGCAUCCACUUUCUCAAACAGUGAAGGAUUUUAGCUCCAUAUGUUAACUUCCACUUACUAAAGACAUGGACAUCCUCUUUCAACCUUCUGUAUGAAAAAACCCACCAUCCAGCUUCACUGGACACAGUGUUUACUGGUUUAAUUCUCUGUGUGUGCCCUAUCUCACUUGAACAAGAAGAAAAUACAAUGAGAAGCAGGUCUGCCUGUAGGACUGUGGAAGAAGGGAAGCAUGCUGCAGCAGAGCACCUAAUGUAAGGAAGCAUAGGACAGCCAUUUCUAAGCCUAACCAGAUGGAUUGCCACACCCACCAGCAACUCACUGGUACUAAAGGAUUCAUCAGCCAUGUGUCUCACAACAGAGAUAACUAGGAACUGCUCGGCAGUACAGAGGCAGAAAGAUGGAGAAUAGCCAGGUACUUAUCUAUGUCCAGCAUCUAUUCCUUUAAAAAAUUCCAAAUCUGUAGCUGGUAUAUAAAUCUGACACGUUAUUAAUUGCAUCUUAAGAGCCAGUAUGUGUAGAUCUCUAUGGCAUCCAGGCUGGCUCUGCACUUCAGGACUCAGUUCUGGAGCAGCAGCCAGCUGCACUACAAACACAAGCUGGCUGAGGUCAAGGGCAGAACUUAACCUGGGGACUGAAUUCUGAUAAUGUGUACAGGUAUAAUGUCAGGUGCUGAGUUACUGCAAACAGAUAUGGCCAUACGAGGCCAGCACAACACGGUCAGGAGCCAGAACUUACCUUCCUG
Serinus canaria (Common canary) is the source of this 7136-nucleotide messenger RNA. It is a transcript of the gene WIPF3, whose product is annotated as WAS/WASL interacting protein family member 3. The record is from RefSeq and is a predicted model, not a curated record. Gene Ontology annotation, molecular function: actin binding. The transcript is spliced from 8 exons. Bases 427 to 1851 code for a protein of 474 amino acids. Lineage: Eukaryota; Metazoa; Chordata; Aves; Passeriformes; Fringillidae.